Messenger RNA from Seriola dumerili (greater amberjack), 4189 nucleotides. RefSeq names its product mitogen-activated protein kinase-activated protein kinase 5 (gene mapkapk5). Gene Ontology annotation, cellular component: nucleus; cytoplasm. The transcript is spliced from 14 exons. Gene Ontology annotation, molecular function: calcium/calmodulin-dependent protein kinase activity; calcium-dependent protein serine/threonine kinase activity; calmodulin binding. Bases 892 to 2307 code for a protein of 471 amino acids. The record is from RefSeq and is a predicted model, not a curated record. NCBI's taxonomy places the organism in Eukaryota, Metazoa, Chordata, Actinopteri, Carangiformes, Carangidae. Gene Ontology annotation, biological process: protein autophosphorylation; negative regulation of TOR signaling; peptidyl-serine phosphorylation.
CAAGAAGCUAUGGGAUUAGCAAAAUAGUGUAUAGAUGCGUGUCUCUCCUUGGUCACCUUUCAAAACAUUCUUUAUUAACCCCUUCUGUCACCGAGAUAGUGUUAUUGUUCCUUACGAGCGCUGAUAGUUGCCGUACUUUUUUGUGGAAGAAUGUUAAUACCCGUGGCUUUAAGCAGAGCUGGAAAACUAACUUACCAGCUGAGCUAGCUUGCUAGCACAUAACCAAGCUGGGCUCGACGACAUAAUAGGCUGCUGCUCUGCUUUUGGGAACACGGUGUGCUCGUUGUGUCAAAUCAAGCCAACUUUCACCGAGGCGGUUUCCUUACAGUAUCUCUGCUCUCGCUUAUCUUUCAAGAUUCCCUUUGUUGUGUAAUCCUCUGCCCGGGCCGUGGCACCAGCUCACUUACUAGCAACUUAGCCGGUCCACGGUGUGUUCGCAGCGUUAGCAGAGCACUGCUCUCAUUGCGCUGGCUAAAAAUACACUUCUUGUCCCAUGCUCAGUGCCCCUCCAAAAGUGGUGGGCUAGUCCACGUUGUACUUGUCUUCGGCUUUUCGGGUCACAUUGCUCGGAGUUUGGCACUCUACAUGGUCACUACAGUGAAGUUAAGACGCCUGGAAGAGCAAGCCGGACCCCGAGGUUGUGAGCCGAGCUGGCCUGAUCUAACGUUACAUCGUACCGGCUGGUGGGCUUCAGGUCUGUGGCUGAUCGGUGGCCGAACAUCAUUUUGCCCUAAUGGCCUUGUCCUGUCAUCAGUUGUAAUAUAACACCCCUUGGUCCAGCCGAGGGUUGCAAGACCAAAACUUUGUAGAGGUCGGAGAAAAACGCUUUGUUUCCACUGUCAACUGUCUGAGAUUGGCGAGGCAGACUUCAUCUGUCCGGAGCAGGCCACCAUGUCGGAAGAUAACAACGCAGACAAGUUCAUCAAGGAGACAUCCAUUCUGGACGAGUAUAACAUAAACUGGACACAGAAGUUGGGAGCUGGCAUCAGUGGACCUGUCAGAGUUUGUGUGAAGAAGUCAACUCAGGAACGCCUGGCCCUGAAGAUCCUCAUUGAUCGCCCCAAGGCCAGAAAUGAGGUGCGUCUCCAUAUGAUGUGUGCCAACCACCCAAACAUAGUGCAGAUCCUGGAGGUUUAUGCUAAUAGUGUCCAGUUCCCACAUGAGUCUAGCCCAAGAGCGAGGCUUCUGAUAGUUAUGGAGAUGAUGGAGGGCGGUGAGCUGUUCCACAGAAUCAGUCAGCACAGGCACUUUACUGAAAAGAUGGCCAGCCAGGUCACUAAACAGAUCAGUCAAGCCUUGGAACACUGUCACUCCCUAAAUAUUGCACAUCGUGACCUGAAGCCAGAGAACCUGCUCUUCAAGGAUAACUCUCUGGAUGCACCUGUGAAGUUGUGUGACUUUGGCUUUGCCAAAAUUGAUCAAGGAGAUCUGAUGACCCCUCAGUUCACUCCUUACUACGUAGCACCUCAGGUACUUGAGGCUCAAAGAAGACACCAGAAGGAAAAGUCUGGAAUUAUACCUACCUCACCCACUCCUUACACCUAUAACAAGAGCUGUGACUUGUGGUCUCUUGGUGUGAUUAUCUACGUAAUGUUGUGCGGCUAUCCCCCAUUCUACUCCAAACAUCACAGUCGCACAAUCCCAAAGGACAUGAGGAAGAAGAUUAUGACGGGCAGCUUUGACUUCCCUGAAGAUGAGUGGAGCCAGAUCUCCGAAAUGGCCAAGGACAUUGUACGCAAGCUGCUGAAGGUGAAGCCAGAGGAGAGGCUGACUAUUGAGGGAGUCUUGGCUCACCCUUGGCUCAACUGCACUGAGGCCCUCGACAAUGUGUUGCCCUCUGCCCAGAUGAUGAUGGACAAGGCGGUAGUCGCAGGGAUCCAGCAGGCUCACGCAGAGCAGUUGGCCAACAUGAGAAUUCAGGAUCUGAAUGUCAGCCUGAAGCCCCUAAACUCUGUCAACAACCCAAUCCUCAGGAAGCGGAAACUCCUAGGCCCCAAGCCCAGUGACGGUUUCUUCAUUCAUGACCCAGAGAACGGAGGGGAAGACUCCAACGUAGCACUGGGAAAAUUACGAGAUGUCAUUGCACAGUGUAUACUACCACAAGCUGGAGAGAACGAGGACGAGAAGCUGAAUGAGGUGAUGUAUGAAGCCUGGAGGUUCAACAGAGACUGUAAACUGCUGAGAGAAGGCCUGCAGGGGCUCAGCUGGGACGGACGAGCCUUCUCAGAUAAGGUUGACCGCUUGAAGUUGGCUGAAAUAGUGAAACAGGCCAUUGAAGAAAAGACUAAUCUCCAAGAAUCUCAUUAGUAAACGCUGUUUUUCUAUCUUCUUUUUAUAUUGUUUAUUAUGACCCUUUUUAACUCAUAUCUGUAAAGACGCUUUUUUAUGUAAAAUGAUGCGCUAAAUUUUUGUUUUUUUUCAUGAAUCCACUUGCAAGACCUAUUGUACAGCUGUAGAUAUAUUUCAAAAAGGACUCAUUGGUACUAUAAUGUUUUUUUAAAUGGACACUGGCAAAGAACAUUGAAAAAAAAAACUAUAUUUUCAUUUUUGCAAAAAAAAGAAAAAAGAUAAAAGAUGAGAAAAAUCAGUGAAAGAAAUUAUUUUCUGGGAGGGAAUUUUUAUUAGCUGCUUGUACAAGAUGUCAUGUGUUUUAUCCCAGUUAUUUCAUUUUAUUCUAUUUUAUUUUCCUUUAACCAUCCUAAGAAUUUUAUUUAUUUAAACCAAGAGUUCCAUUAUUUUAUACUUAACUUGUAGCCUGGCAGUGGGCUUUAAAGUAAAGAGAAGCUGUCUACGAUGUGACGUUGUUCUUCCACACACUUUCUGAAUCUCAGACUAAGUUUAAAUUAUAUGAAUCUUUUUUUUUUUUUUUUUUUUUUUGUGCAACUUUCCCUUGACCAGAGGUCAAGGCAGAGUGAAAAUUGUGGUAAAAGAAAGUGUCAUAAAAUAGAAAAAUGCAGCCUCAAAUUUGUUCAUUUUGUCACAACCCCUUUCUCAAAGCUGGUAAGAGACGGUGCUGAAUAGAUCUAAGCAGACCAGAUCGACAUAAACAAUGGCUGGUUUCCUUUCUGACUCAUUUAGAUCAAACAAAUCUUAAGGUAAUAUCCACUUACUAGCUUUUUUUCUGAGCUUUUAACUGUCUCACUGCCUUCUUUAGAGGAUAGUUUUUUCAGACCCCAAGAUUGCUCUAAAAAAAGAAGCUGGUAAGUGGACGUUGAGACUUUAUUGUCAAACUGUUUCUGGGGUCAAUAUUGAGUUUUCACACUUACCUAGAUUCACGUAGGUUUCACAAUCUCCCAGUUUUAACUCCUCCACAUGAAGUGAUGAUAGUGCUUGUCAGCUUCUGAAGUUUGUGUCUGGCUAGUAAAAUGAAGUGAAUUAUUUCAAAUAUUUGCAACAGUUUUUCUAUGUCUGAACGUUUAUGAUGUGAUUCUGAAAGGUCUAAAGUUCAGUCUUCGUUUAAAGUUGUUGAUGUAUGAAACAGACACAAUAUGAGCUGCUUUGACGUAAAGUUGUAUCAACUGGAACUCAGACCAGGGUCAGUUUAUAUUGAAGUCAUUUUUAAAGCAAGACCGCUUGCUACAUGAGUACGCAAAAAACAUGAGACAUUUUUGGUGCAAUGUCGUUGCUGUCGUUGUGACAGACACGAUCAGUAGGAGGUUUCAGCAUGAACCUUGAACAGUUCGGUUAGAUUUCGGUGUCAUAAAACUUGCUGUGCUACUGAAUGUGCAAUAGGGCAAUAAUUUAAUCAUGUAUUCACAAUGCAUGCAUGUACAUGGCAGUGAGAUAGUGUGUAUCAAUUUGUCAGUAUUGCUGUCUAACACAGAUCUUCCCUAUUUCCCUUAGAAGGUCUGAAUAUUAGCAAAUGCUCCCUCCUUUCACUCAUCCUCACCUUUUAGUUGUAAUUAAUAUCAUAUCAUUGAUUAGCCAGAGUGAAAUCUUCACUGCACUGUUUUACUCUUGUGCUCCAGUCAUAUCUGAUAUUAUUUCUUCAGAGAGGGGUUGAAAGAAGGGAUUCCUAUUCAGGUGAUUGAAUGAGGCCGUGACGGCUAAAAGUGCAUGUUCUCUUGUUCAAUUCAGAUUAUGUCUAACACAUGUUUUUUUUUGUUCUAUUCAAAAAUCCUUAAAAGUUAUUUGUGAAAUUCCCCUUUGAUGAAGUCUUAUCUUUAUAAAGAAUUAUUUUGUAAACAUG